Sclerotinia sclerotiorum 1980 UF-70 is the source of this 357-nucleotide messenger RNA. RefSeq lists its product with no specific name. The transcript has a single exon. The record is from RefSeq and is a predicted model, not a curated record. The coding region runs from base 1 to 357 and encodes 118 amino acids. NCBI's taxonomy places the organism in Eukaryota, Fungi, Ascomycota, Leotiomycetes, Helotiales, Sclerotiniaceae.
AUGUUCGGAGAUGAUUAUAAGGAUUUUAUUGUGGAUGAAAAGUCGGCUAUCUUAGAUGGCUGUGAACGAUAUGGCCUGCCACUCGAUCACUACCAACUCAAUAAGUUUUCCGAUCCUAAGGAUGGAAAUUGGAGAGAACUUUCUGAUGUCAUCACCAAUCUUUGUGAUAAUGCACAUCAAGAACUAGCUAAUCGCAAGAGUGGAAAUGGAAAUGGAAAUGGAUAUGGAUAUGGAAAUGGAUAUGAAAAUCACAGUCGUGAUGAAGGAGCUAGCUUUUCAGGCCAUUUUUCUACUAAUGGUGGAAAGCAAUUUAUUGGGGGUAAUUUCAAUUCGGGUGGUGGAUCAAUGACUUUUUAA